Lynx canadensis (Canada lynx) is the source of this 615-nucleotide messenger RNA. Its product is annotated as 28S ribosomal protein S7, mitochondrial-like. Gene Ontology annotation, molecular function: structural constituent of ribosome; rRNA binding; mRNA binding. NCBI's taxonomy places the organism in Eukaryota, Metazoa, Chordata, Mammalia, Carnivora, Felidae. The record is from RefSeq and is a predicted model, not a curated record. Gene Ontology annotation, biological process: translation; ribosomal small subunit assembly. Gene Ontology annotation, cellular component: ribosome.
AUGGCUAUAUCUAAGUAUUCCCUGGACUUCUGGUUCUAUGAUAAGAUGGAAGAGGAAAUGACAGUAGAAAUUGCCCACUCUGAGAAGUAUGAGCAGGAACUCAGGAAGACUCAGCUUAUCAAAGCUGCCCCAGCGAUGAAAACAAGCUCUGUGUUUGAAGACCCAGUGAUCAGCAAAUCCUCCAACAUGAUGAUGAAAGGCAGCAGAAACAAAGUACUGGCCACAUCCUUCAUGAUGCAGACUCUGGAAGCUGAAAGGAAGCAUUUUGAGAAGUACCAUGCUUCUGCAGAACAGGCAGCCAUCAAACGCAACCCCUACACCAUCUUCCACCAAGCACUGGAAAACUGUGAGCCUGUGAUUGGGCUGGUACCCAUCCUCAGAGGUGGCCAUCUCUACCAGGUCCCCGUGCUACUGGCUGACUGGCGUCGCCACUUCCUGGCCAUGAAGUGGAUGAUUACUGAGUGCACGGAGAAGCACUGGAGGAUGCUGAUGCCAGAGAGGUCAUUGCAUGAGCUGCUGGAGGCUUUUCACAACCAGGGCACUAUGAUCAAGAAGUAUGACAUGAACAAGAUGACUGAGGCCAUCCAUGCCCUAGCUCACUACUGCUGGUGUUAG